This is a messenger RNA of Humulus lupulus (European hop), 1250 nucleotides long. Its product is annotated as NAC domain-containing protein 90-like. Bases 54 to 794 code for a protein of 246 amino acids. Lineage: Eukaryota; Viridiplantae; Streptophyta; Magnoliopsida; Rosales; Cannabaceae. The record is from RefSeq and is a predicted model, not a curated record. Gene Ontology annotation, biological process: regulation of DNA-templated transcription. The transcript is spliced from 3 exons. Gene Ontology annotation, molecular function: DNA binding.
CCAAAAUCUUAAAAAGAAACAAUAAUAAUACAUAAGUACAAUAAAACUUCCAAAUGACACCAAUGCAGGAGCGGGCACCGGGUUUUCGCUUCUACCCAACUGAAGAGGAGUUGGUUUCUUUCUAUCUGCGCAACAAGCUCGAAUCAAAACGAGAGGAAAUAAAUGGCGUCAUCAAAGUCAUAGACAUUUACAGCAUAGAACCAUGGGAUCUACCAAAGUAUUCAGGAGAGUUGUGCCAAGGAGAUACUGAGCAGUGGUUCUUCUUUACACCAAGGCAAGAAAGGGAAGCUCGAGGAGGAAGACCAAAUCGUACCACAGCUUCCGGAUAUUGGAAGGCAACUGGAUCACCUAGCUAUGUUUACUCCUCGGAUAACAGAGUGAUUGGGGUGAAAAAAGCCAUGGUUUUCUACAAAGGGAAAGCUCCUACAGGAAGGAAAACCAAGUGGAAGAUGAACGAGUAUAGAGCCAUUGAGGAAGUAAACAACUCGAGCAACAUCGCUACUCCUAUGUUGAGGCAUGAAUUUAGCUUGUGCCGAGUAUACAUUAUAUCUGGGAGUUUCCGAGCAUUUGACCGGCGCCCAAUUGAGUUAACAAGACACAUACAAGAACAACAAGGGGACCAAGCAGGACCAUCUAAUCAGAAUGCAGCAAUGGUCGAAAGAGCUCCAAGUUCAUCACCUGAAACCUCAUGUUCAGGAGACCUUGUAGAUAACCCAAUGGCCAGAGGGAGUACUGAUUGGGAAAUGAAUCAACACCCUCUUUGGGAUUGGGAACUAUUUAACUGGCCAAAAUGAAGCCACAGGAAUGUCUGAUUGAAGUUUUUGGACAUAACAAAUCAAAUAUAGAUAGAGUAACAGAUUUCCUUUUUGUUUUAAUUUCUUCCUCGCAUACAUAUGUGAAGGAUAACAUUCAGUGACUAAUAAUUCCAAAAAAAAUAAUUAUAUAUGUAAAAAUAGUUAUUUUUUUCUUUUUUUGGCGGGCGGGAGGGGGCAAGAUCCGAAGAGAGCAGCAUAGAGGUGUUAGUAAGGGAGACUGGGUCUGUCGACGUGUGGCUGUAGCAAAGAGAGUACGUAAAUGUUACCAUUUACACCUACCAGCUUUGGAGUCAUACUACUGACGAAAUUUGUCUUUAUUGAGUUUCAACAUGACGUCACAAUUUUAUGACUGAUUUUUUUAAUGGUUGUACAGUAUUGUACAUUGAGACAUCAACAAUAUUGUAAAGAAAAUAUAAAUCUAAAAUGUUCGGACCA